AUAUAUAUAAAAAAAGAAAAAAGAAAAAAAGAGAUGAUCCUUCCCUUGUUCAUGUCUCUCUUCACUAUUUUCGUAGCUGGUGUUGCAUCUUCCUCAUGCCCCAUGGAUCUCACCUAUGUUGAGACCAUUCCUUGGAACACUUCAGUCUGCAGAGACCCAAUUGACAAAGAUUCCUGCUGCCAAACUCUGUCCAGUAUCUACGCCAUAGGCCUUGCUGAACGCCUCAAAGAGAAUUCCAUAUUUUACCUUCCUGAUGUAAACACUUCCUCCACUUGCUUAUCUGACUUCAAAGAUCACCUUGCAGCUUUGUCAAUCCAACCAAAGAUGGUGUCUCUUUGCUUCCCUAACCCCACCCAGUUUGUUACUAACUCUUCAGCUUGUGCAGGUAUUAGAACUACACAAGAUUGGAAGCAAAAGGUGGGCAUGGUUACCCCAUUAGAUACAUCUUGCAAUGGGGACCUCAAAGACCAAAUUCGAUGCAGUGUUUGCUCGGAUGCUGCCAUAAAUUUGAUUUCCAAGUUAACAACUAUUGCCCCAAAUGCUAAUGCCACAAAAUGUUUUUACUACAUAGUGUUGUAUGCUGCUGCUGUUGUUAAUCCGUUUGGAAUAACAGAUGUAAGCACGACAAGUUGCAUACUAGGCCUAGCGCAACCGUCCAGUGCAGAAAUAAGGGGGUCAUCAAAUAAGAGAGGAAAAGUGAUGAAGCUGGUUUUUUCGCUAUUUGGUGCUGUUAUUGGUGUUUUGCUUGCUUUUGCACUGAUGGUGGUCAUGUACAGGAAGUGGGAAAAGAGAAGAAAGGAAAAUGUUCAUCACAGGGAAGUUGAAAACGAGGUCAAGGCCUGUGUUUUGCCUAACACUGGUGCUAAAUGGUUUCACAUAUCAGAGCUUGAACGUGCCACGAGUAAAUUUUCAGAUAGCAAUAUGAUUGGCCGUGGUGGUGAUGGAGUUGUGUACAAAGGAACUCUUUCAGAUGGAACUGUGGUUGCAAUUAAGGAAUUUUUUGAUUUGGAAACUAAAGGGGAUGAAGAUUUCUGCAAUGAAGUGGAGAUCAUAAGCAACAUAAAGCACAGGAAUCUUCUUGCUCUUUGGGGCUGUUGCGUCACGAGUGAUAAUUUGAAAGGUAAGAGGAGGUUUCUGGUUUAUGAUUUCAUGCCUAAUGGUACUCUCAGUUACCAAUUGUCUCUUACUGGGGCUAACAGGCUAAAGUGGCCACAAAGAAAGAACAUAAUCCUUGAUGUGGCUAAGGGGCUUGCUUAUUUGCAUUAUGAAAUCAAACCCCCAAUUUUCCAUCGUGACAUAAAGACUACCAACAUACUUUUGGAUUCCAAAAUGAAUGCUAAAUUAGCAGAUUUUAGCUUGGUCAAACAAGGUCGUGAGGGCCAGUCUCAUCUCACCACAAGGGUUGCUGGCACAUAUGGUUACUUGGCACCAGAGUAUGCUCUAUAUGGACAACUAACAGAGAAGAAUGAUGUGUACAGUUUUGGUAUUGUGAUUCUGGAAAUCAUGAGUGGUAGAAAAGUUCUUGAUAAUCUGAAUUCAUGUGCGGAUUCAAUCACGGAUUGGGUAUGGACACUUGCGGAAUCAGCAAUGAUGGAGGAAUUUUUUUAUGAUCCAAUAAGAGGUGAAGGGCCACAAAAAGUUAUGGAAAGAUUUGUUCAUGUUGGAAUGCUAUGUGCUCAUGCAGUAGCGGCGUUAAGGCCAACUAUUGCUGAGGCGCUUAAGAUGUUAAAGGGUGAUAUUGACAUUCCAGAAUUACCUAACAGGCCAGUGCCACUAGGUCAUGCAUCCUUUCAGUCUUCUCUAUUGAAUGGUUUGCAAAAAAGUGAUUAAAGAUCUGUGUCACUUAUUUCAAGUGUUUCUUCCUACACCCCCAUAAAAAAAGAGAUACCCCUUUAUGUACCCGACCCCAACCCCGAGCCUAAUGCGGAAUAUAAAAAGUUACAUUCUGAAUAGGAUAAAUAGUCAUUUUGGUCUUUGAAUGUGUAAAUUGCUGACAAACUCAUUCUUAAAAGAUAAAAAAUUAAUUUUUAAUCCCCGAAAGUGUAAAA
Molecule: messenger RNA, 2048 nt
Organism: Glycine soja
Lineage: Eukaryota; Viridiplantae; Streptophyta; Magnoliopsida; Fabales; Fabaceae
Product: probable receptor-like protein kinase At1g11050
Exons: 1
Coding region: 34-1830 (598 amino acids)
Biological process (GO): protein phosphorylation
Molecular function (GO): protein kinase activity; ATP binding
Source: RefSeq, a predicted model, not a curated record